Messenger RNA from Penicillium cataractarum, 360 nucleotides. RefSeq lists its product as uncharacterized. The transcript is spliced from 2 exons. The record is from RefSeq and is a predicted model, not a curated record. The coding region runs from base 1 to 360 and encodes 119 amino acids. NCBI's taxonomy places the organism in Eukaryota, Fungi, Ascomycota, Eurotiomycetes, Eurotiales, Aspergillaceae.
AUGGCCUUCUUUGUCAGAGCCCUAGAAAAUAGAUAUCGCGGAUUAAGUCGUGAAAGGGAGAAAGCAGCUUCGAUCCGUUACUAUGUCGAUCAAAGCCUAUGCUAUCUAGGCUUAUUAUUUUUCGAUCUUAAACCCCGUGGACCGUUGCACUCUGACCAAGGGCUCUGGGAUGAGUAUGUUUUGGCCUAUUUUGGAUUUAUAGAUAUGCAUGUAGAAUGGAAAAAGUUGCUCCGGGAGCGCUUAGACGUAUAUAGCGAGGCGCACGAAAAUGCUAAGGCAUUCUGGACGGAUAUGUGUAAUCUAAGACAGUACCCAAAUUUGGAUGAAAAAGGUCAGCAAACCUUGGAGAGACUGUUCUAG